Molecule: messenger RNA, 1713 nt
Organism: Tachyglossus aculeatus (Australian echidna)
Lineage: Eukaryota; Metazoa; Chordata; Mammalia; Monotremata; Tachyglossidae
Gene: FSCN3
Product: fascin actin-bundling protein 3
Exons: 7
Coding region: 65-1429 (454 amino acids)
Biological process (GO): cell migration; establishment or maintenance of cell polarity; actin filament bundle assembly
Cellular component (GO): microvillus; growth cone; filopodium
Molecular function (GO): actin filament binding; protein-macromolecule adaptor activity
Source: RefSeq, a predicted model, not a curated record
AGUCUUGGGAGCCGAGCCCCAGCCCUAUGGCCUACGGGCAGUCAUCUAGGGCCACACCGCUCCCAUGGCGGAGCAGGGCUGGAGUGAGAAUGGAUCUGAGUCCGAGGAUAUGAAGGUUGGGCUCAUAAGCUGGGCUGGCACCUACCUGACCGCAGAGGCCUACGGGAACGGUGUCACCGCCAUGGCUAAGGGCUUGGGCAGGAGACAGACCUGGGAGCUGUGGGUGAGUCAGGAGCAUGGCCGCAAAGCGGUAGUUCGCCUGCACAGCAUGCAGGGGCACUUCCUGCUCCCGGAGACGAGUGGCUCGGUGCGCUGCGGCCUGCCCCAUGCCUCCCAGCACGGCUCCUUCCUGCUCCGCUUCCAUCGACAUGGAAAGUGGACCCUGCAGUGCACGCUCAGCGGCUGCUACCUGGAAUCCGACGGCGAGGACGUCUUCUGCACCUCACGCUGCCUCUCCGCUUACCACAUGUGGAUGCCCCGGCUGGCCCUGCAUGCCCACGUGUCCAUCUACAGCCCCAGGACUUGUCGCUACGCCCGGGCCGACCCCAAAUUGGGGCGGGUCUGGGUGGACGCUCCCGUGCCCUUCUUGGCCGACUGCGGCUUCCUGUUACGCUUUCAAAACGGGCUCUACCACUUGGAGACGUCCACUCACCACUUCCUCUCCCGAGCGGGCCGGCUGGUGACCCAGCCCUCAUCCCAGACGGCGUUCCGCCUGCAUCUGCGGCCCGGGGGGCGGGUGGCCCUGGCCGAUGAGGAGGGCGGCCUGCUCUAUCCUCAGGGCAGCCGGGCGCUCCUGAGCAUGGGCGUCUGCCCGCUCGGAGAGGAGGAGUGGUUUCUGCUGCGGCGCUGCCCGGCCUGGGUCACCCUCAAGACGAAGGACUGGAGGUUCGUGUCUGUCAUCCACGACGUGGAGGUGUGCACCAGCCCUGAGCGGGUGACUCCGCUGUCCAUGUUCCAGUACGUGUGCCACCCUGAGACUGAGUCCGUGCAGCUCCAGACUGCCAACGGCAGCUUCCUGGCCCAGAGGUGCUGUAAGAGCGUGGUGGCCGACGGGCACACCGUGGAGCCGGAGACUGUGUUCUCAGUGCAGUGGCACUGCGGCAAGAUCAUCCUGCAGGCUUUCAACGGGCGCUACCUCACCCCGGUGCCCACUGGGCAGCUGACAGCCAGUACCAUUCACCCGGGCCCCCAAGAGGAGUUCGGGGUGCGCCUGGCCAAUCGCAACUUCCUGGCGUUACGCGGCCGCUACGGCUAUGUGGGCACCUUGUCUGGGCACGAGGAGCUGCAGUGCAACAUGGACCAGCCCGACUGUAUCCAGCUGCUGCCUUGCCGCCAGGGCAUCUACCACUUCCAGGGGUCCCCAGCCUGUGCCACCCAGAGAGCAAGGGAACGCGGCCAGCCAGCGCUAUGGAGCUGGAAUCAUUUCUGACCCCAGAUCAGUGGUCAAGAUUCCCCACUCCAAAGCGACCCCCAGGAUGGGAUAGAAGUCCGGAGCCAGGAUGCGGGAGGAAGUCAUCCACUGCACCCGCCCAGUCCUCCUGCCACACCACACCAGCCCUCUCGUUACCUCCGCCCAACGUCAAUAUACAAUAGUGGCCACUCCCACCCCUGUGUCCUGCUUCGGGUCUCCCCUGCCCCACCCCUCCCCGCCUCGCCCCGGGCCCGGGGCCGCAUACUUGGCAGAGGAGUCCGAAAAUAGACUUAUCCUCGAGG